This is a messenger RNA of Mesorhabditis spiculigera, 1272 nucleotides long. NCBI's taxonomy places the organism in Eukaryota, Metazoa, Nematoda, Chromadorea, Rhabditida, Rhabditidae. The record is from the annotation of a GenBank genome assembly.
AUGCUACCGCUACGGAUAUUCGGCCCUGGGUUUUUGGUUGGGUUACUGUGCUUGAUCCACCUCAUCACCUCAAAAAUAGUCAUCGACGAUGAGAAGGACCUCAAAGACCCCAGCCGGAAUAACCCCUAUUAUGACAAGAAGGAGGGCGUCACCAAGAUCAACAUCACCGAUAACUCGGCCGUCGAGCUGAAGAAGCACUGGGUCGACCAAGCGUUUUCCGGGCUUAUGGCAGCCGUGGUUCAGCAAAAAACAACCAAACUGAAGAAGAAGUACCAGGAGAUUGUUCAUAAAUGUAGUAAAAAGGCACACUCAGUGGAAGCGCACGCAAAAUGUGUGAUGAAGGCCAUAAAAUUGUUGAAGAAUCCGAGGCAUCACGAUCGAACGACUACUACAACGACAACGACUACAACCACUACUACCACCACCACAAUACCACCCACAACCCCCGCAAAAUCGAUCCUCCGUAGCCUAAAAAUGAGCCGCAAGAACAAGCGGCACCGGAAGCGAGUUUUGGACCGGCUGAACUCGUUGGAGAAGUUUGGAUUGAAACGCGCCAAAGUUCUGAAGUACAAACGCAGAAGGAUGAAGCGUCACAUCAAACAGCAGGCCAGCUACACCCUGCCGCACGAGUUGGACAAGUCCCCCUUUGGUGUAGUAGCCACCCACAUUACCAAUACCUUACGCAAGCUCAAAGGCGACAACACGGAACCGAGAAGUUGGCGCUCCAUCGUGGCGGAUGUCGAGAUCAAGGGCAAGGAGAUCAAGAUGAGGCGAAAAGUUCUCUCUGACAUGAUGUCCGAGGGCGUUGAUGAUGCCAUUACCGAGACGAUUGGGCGUGUAGCGCGUGGACAUUCGAAAUAUGAGAUCCGCCAGCAUGACAUUGUCCUCUCCCCAAUCGUCAAUACAAAUUUGAUUCUGAAUCCCGCAGCCGCUUCUCAACCCAUCAUUCUAUCACCGGUGCUCUUCUCAUCCCUCAUCCUGUCCCCAGGAAUCUUCGGACCCAUCGUCCUUUCCCCAUGGCUUUUCGUGGCCGGAAUUUUGUCGCCUAGGGUGUUCUCGCCGGUCAUCCUGACACCGUUCGGCUUUGUGCCCAUCAUUCUAACGCCAUUCGUGUUCGAUCCGAUCAUUCUUGGGCCCGGGAUGUUCAACCCGAUCGUGUUGUCGCCCCUUCUUGGAUCACCAUUUAUUCUAUCACCACAGGUCUGCACCCCGGUCAUCCUGUCGCCAAUUCUCCUCUCCCCAUUCAUCCUCACCCCCAACGCCCAAGGCGAC